AUUUUUUAUUUAUGUAAACGAGUUUUUUUUUACGUUAACUCAUCUUGCGUUUCAUUUCCACUCGGACAAUAUUAGCUGCAACACCAAACAAAUGGUCAAUUUUAACCCGUGCGGGACUUAUUCUGAAUGCACGCGCGGUAAAUACAAAGAUCUUAUCAACAUAAAUUAAACGGGCCCGACAGAAGCUCCACCACGGCGCUGUGAAGCUAGAAAAUGAGCCCCAAAACAACCCCAUGCUGGGAAAUCUGGAGAAGAGACAGAUCAAGCUCAAUCAGCUCAUUAAAACAGAUUCAAAAGAGACCAAACUCAACACCUCUGACAGCAGUAUAAACAAUAAUUCAAAGGCGUUCAGUUUUCCCACUGGAGUUUUUGCUGGAACUAAAAUCUCUCCUGAGACUUUAGUUCAAACGCUGAAGGUUGAUGAACCAUCCAGUAUGCAGAACAGAAAGGAUUCAUCUCACCCCUGGAUAUCAACCCAGCAUCACACAGGAUCAUCAGCACCACAAUGAAUGAAGGAGCCGGUGGGCGGCCCAGGGGGCAGCAGAAGCUCUGCAAUCUGGAUGUGGAUGAAGAGAAACGCAUGAGUUCGUGUAGCAUGGACGUUAAAGAAAACCGCAACCUGGACAACCUCUCCUCCAAAGAGGUGCUGGGGGUGGGGCCUCACUUAGCCAAUGGGAACGCUCGGGGAUUGAGCAGGAAGCGCCCAUUGGAGGAGGGCAACAAAGGUCACGGACAUUCCAGAUUCCGGCCCAAGAAGCGCAGGAAACCGCAAGGGCCAGUCUUGCCGAAAAAUGCUCUCAUGCAACUGAACGAAAUCAAACCGGGACUGGAGUACAAACUUCUGUCUCAGUCGGGGCCGGUACACGCUCCUGUGUUCAUUAUGACCAUCGAGGUUAAUGGACAGUUAUUUGAAGGCUCAGGCCCAACGAAGAAAAAAGCCAAAUUGGAUGCAGCCGAAAAAGCACUACGCUCUUUCGUUCAGUUUCCAAAUGCAUCCGAAGCUCACCUCGCGAUGGGCCGCACGCUGACUGUUAACACAGACUUCACCUCAGAUCAAGCAGAUUUCCCAGACAUGCUAUUUAAUGGAUUUGAGACACCCGCUCCACCUGAAGACCCCUUCUACCUGAGUCUUGGCAGCAGUGGGUCUCUUUGCUCCCUAAACGGAUUUGAUUUGCCCGUGGUGCUGAAAAACAACAACGGGUCAUAUCCUCCCCUCCAACUACCCCCUGCACUCACAACGCCCCCUACAGGCAGUGGCAAAAACGCUGUCAUGGUCCUAAAUGAGCUUCGGCCAGGUCUGAAGUAUGAGUUUGUGGCUGAGAGCGGUGAAAGCCAUGCCAAGAACUUUACAAUGGCAGUUACCGUAGAUAGUCAGAUGUUCCAAGGCUCCGGACGGAAUAAAAAGCUGGCGAAAGCGAGGGCGGCCCAAGCGGCUCUGUCAGGGCUUUUUAACAUGCAACUGGACCAGACACCGUCCCGACAGCCAAUCCCCAGAGAGGGACUUCAGCUACACCUGCCUCAGGUCCUCGCGGAUGCUGUUUCCCGUUUAGUUGUGGAAAAGUUCAGUGAGCUGACGGAUAACUUCACGUCUCCACAUGCACGGCGGAAAGUCCUUGCCGGUGUUGUCAUGACAACUGGUACGGAUGUGAAGGAUGCUCAGGUAAUAUGCGUCAGCACGGGAACCAAGUGUAUAAAUGGGGAGUACAUGAGUGAUCGAGGACUGGCCCUUAACGACUGCCACGCUGAGAUCAUCGCACGUCGCUCCCUCAUCAGAUACCUGUACAGUCAGCUGGAAUACUUCCUCAGCGACAGCACUGAGGAACAUGAGAAAUCCAUAUUCAGAUGGUGUAGUGAACAUGGCUACCAGCUAAAAGACGAUAUUCAGUUCCAUCUGUACAUCAGCACAUCGCCCUGUGGAGAUGCCCGGAUCUUUUCCCCUCACGAGGCUGGUGCCGAGGACCAGGGUGACCGACAUCCGAACCGCAAAGCCCGCGGACAACUGCGAACCAAGAUUGAGUCUGGAGAAGGGACAAUACCAGUUCGUACGAGUAACACCAUUCAGACCUGGGAUGGAGUGUUGCAGGGAGAACGACUGCUAACCAUGUCGUGUAGUGACAAGAUUGCCAGAUGGAACAUGAUCGGAGUGCAGGGGUCUCUUCUGAGUCACUUUACAGAACCCAUCUAUUUCUCCAGUUUAAUUUUGGGAAGUCUGUACCACGCAGACCAUCUUUCCAGAGCCGUGUACCAGCGCAUUGCAGACAUGGAUGAUUUGCCCAAACCAUUUGCCCUCAACAGACCUCUUCUUAGUGGUAUUAGUAACACAGAAGCAAGGCAACCUGGGAAAGCACCCAACUUCAGCGUCAACUGGACAGUCGGAGAUCAGGGUUUGGAGAUCAUUAAUGCCACCACAGGAAAAGAUGAUCUCGGAAGACCGUCUCAUCUCUGUAAACGCGCCCUUUAUAGUCGCUGGGUCGGUCUACAUGCCAAGCUCAGUGAAACUCUACGGAUCCAAGGAUCCCGGCAAGGCUCCUACCACGACGCAAAACAAGCAGCAGUGGAAUAUCACAAUGCCAAACAGACUCUCUUCGAAGCUUUCUACAGAGCGGGACUUGGAGCAUGGGUUGAAAAACCCAUCGAACAAGACCAGUUUUCCCUUACCUCUUAAGAUAAACAGAGAGAAAAGGAUUGUCUGCAAGAGAUCUUUUGUACAUCAGCAUGGAAUGCAAGGUUUUAAUCUAACCUCUACAGUUGUUAUAUUUUUGCCUCCGUUAUUACUAAGAAUUGCAUGGUUUCUUUUAUCUGUUGAAAACGGUUGUGUUCACUUCAAAAAUGGCUUGGUUAAAAAAAAAUGCUGAAAACUUGGUGCUAGGUAAAAGGUGGACAAUACCUUGCACUAAACCAAACCAGGUGACUUUCACGGUUCUGGCUUCAUUUUACCAAAAUGUACUGAUAGACAUAUUUGUUAUAUAAGAAAAACAUCUGAUACCGAUAGUUGGUACUUCUAGUACCAGUGGUGGUACUGUGCUUUUAGCCACCUUUUUAAACACCCUAAUAUACAUUACAUAACUUCAAAUGCAUUUUAGUUUUUUACAUUUAGCUAACUUAAGGUGCUUAAAUAACAGUCAAGCUGUGAUAAGUGAGGGAUACUGCACAGCUACCUGAGUAUUCAGACAGACUAUGGUAUAUAGAAAAUGAAGUGCUAUUAACAAGCCUCCCAUUGAUGGGACAUAAUUAGCUGUUUAAAUAAUAAGCCGAUUAUUUAUAAUAAUACAGGCCAACAGCAGUAAUUGCUAAAAACAAAAUUAAAUUAAAUAAGCUAAAAAUAAUCCAACAAAAUUACCCAACAGGCUUUGGGUAAAGUGAAAACCCAGUGUUUUUUUGCUUGCUUGUUUUUUAAUAGUUAUAAAUGUAUUUUUUAUGUACGUGUUUUUGUCUAAAACCACAAGUUCUUGUUUGAUAUUAAGAAUGUGAUGCCAUUUUAUUGAAAACAAUAAAGACUGCAUUGUAUCAUCAGAAAUCGAAGUUAAUCAGGUGGCAAUUGGGGAAGAUUUGUUUCGUAAAAAACGAAAAACUCAAAAGUUUGAUCAUCUGUGAUUUUUCAGUCAUUGUAAUUAUGUACACACUAAUUUACAAUGUUACAGAUUCCAGAAAAUUGCUUUAGAUUUUACACUGAUUACUUUGUUCUUGCCUCAAAUGGCUGUUUUAUGUGCAUUUGUGUUCCUCUUUGCAUGUCAUCCAUGACGUACACAGAACCGUAGGGUGUUCCAUUCAUCACUUUACAAUUUAGAAGGGUGCUUUGUAGCCGUAGUGCACUAAUGUCGAAGCACUAAUGUGAACUUCACAGUGGGUUUCAACUCAACAGUCUAUGCUGCAUUAUGUCACCAAAGUGACUGAGAGCAACAUUUAGGACCAGGCCACAGACAUUUUUUGUGUAUACCAUUCUCAUUGAUUUUGGUCUGUCGAACUUUUGGUUCAAGUUUUCUAACAUUUCCCAAACAACUCCAGCGUAAUUGCAUCAUUUCUCUUAUAAUCCUGAAAGUCGUACUUAAUUUCCAAAAAACUGAGUUUUGAGAGCUUGAACGUUUUUUUUAAAUACCCAAACAAUUUGAUAGACUUGGUGAGGGAUUAAUAACACAUGAUCAGUAUUCUGUGCGUUCUUAAGAACAAAAGAGUGGAUUCGUUUCUGGAAUUCAAAUUCCACUAAAUUAUGAUCUUUUGUUUACCUGCAAUAGCGACAUGCAAAAUGAAGUGAUUAGCAGUGUGAUAAUCGCAGUGACUAGAGGGAAAUUAUGUUUAUCUGAGCUUGUUGUGCCGGAUUGGUCUUUGAACAAUGGCACUUUCAGCUAAAGUGCUUUUAUACGUGCCUCCUUUAAUUCCCAUUCUAGAGUGUUUCUCCUCUUUUUCUCUUUUUACAUUACCAUUUAUCCGUUUGAGGGCUGAAGCCCCUUGUUUCGCUGAAGACUGCAAGAACUUUUAAAAGCAAAAAAUUCUGGAGUUUCUGGCCUCAGUCAUGAACCCUGGAUUUGAACAAAUAUUUGUAUUACAUUUACAUUUAUGCAUUUGGCAGAAUUAUUUGGAAAUAAUUUCGUGAAGUUUCAAUAACUGUAAUUUCCUAAACAUUUCAAGCAGUACUGUAGUACUAAAAUGUAAUGAACAUUAAAAUGGUAGG
Molecule: messenger RNA, 4669 nt
Organism: Carassius auratus (goldfish)
Lineage: Eukaryota; Metazoa; Chordata; Actinopteri; Cypriniformes; Cyprinidae
Product: double-stranded RNA-specific editase 1-like
Exons: 13
Coding region: 506-2665 (719 amino acids)
Biological process (GO): adenosine to inosine editing; RNA processing
Cellular component (GO): nucleolus; cytoplasm
Molecular function (GO): tRNA-specific adenosine deaminase activity; adenosine deaminase activity; double-stranded RNA binding
Source: RefSeq, a predicted model, not a curated record